UCGGCGUAUUAUUGUCUGUGCACCUCACCUUCGUUCGAUCUGUCAAACAGCUGAGACUGGUAUCAGAUUUCCUGAACCUCAUCUCUGCAAUGGAGUUUGCAGAACUGAUCAAAACUCCUCGGGUGGACGGGGUGGUCCUUCACCGCCCCUUCCUGCCCACAGUGGAGGGGACCUUGUGUCUGACAGGGCACCACAUUAUCCUGUCCUCCAGACAGGACAACACAGAGGAGCUGUGGCUACUGCACUCGAACAUCGACUCCAUUGAGAAAAGGUUUGUAGGCUCUCUGGGGACCAUAAUAGUGAAGUGCAAAGACCUGAGGGUGAUCCAGCUGGAUGUCCCUGGGAUGGAGGAGUGCCUCAACAUUGCCAGCUCCAUUGAGGCUCUGUCUACGUUGGACUCUGUUUCCUUGAGGUACCCUUUCUUCUACCGGCCCAUGUUUGAGGUCGUAGAGGAUGGCUGGAAGUCCUUCCUGCCAGAGGACGCUUUUAAAGACCUGGAGUCAAUGACAGAUGAGUGGAGACUGAGUGAGGUCAACAAGGAUUUCAGGACGUGCCCCUCCUACCCUCCUCUGGUCGCCGUGCCCAAAGACAUAGAUGACGACACCCUGAGGAAGGUGGCCACCUUCCGCCAUGGAGGACGCUUCCCUGUCCUCAGCUACUACCACAAGAAGAAUGGCAUGGUUAUGAUGAGGUCGGGCCAGCCCCUGACGGGCACCAACGGGCGUCGCUGCAAGGAGGAUGAGAAGCUUAUCAAUGCCACGCUGAGGGCGGGCAAGCGUGGCUACAUCAUCGACACUCGCACCAUCAAUGUGGCGCAGCAGGCCAAGGCACGUGGGGGCGGGUUUGAGUCUGAGGCCAACUACCCCCAAUGGCGGAGGAUCCACAAGGCCAUAGAGAGGUCCAGCGUCCUGCAAGAGAGCCUGAUCAAGCUGGUGGAGGCCUGCAACGACCAGUCCCACAGCAUGGACCGCUGGCUCAGUAAGCUGGAGGCCUCCAACUGGCAGAGCCAUGUCAAGGAGAUCCUCACCACCGCCUGCCUGGCCGCUCAGUGCAUUGACAGGGAGGGGGCAUCGGUGCUUGUCCACGGUACAGAGGGGACAGACACCACCCUGCAGGUGUCCUCUCUGGCCCAGAUCAUCCUGGACCCGGCCUGCAGGACCGUCCGGGGCUUCCAGGCUCUGGUGGAGAGGGAGUGGCUGCAGGCCGGUCACCCUUUCCAGCAGCGCUGUGCCCAGUCAGCUUACUCUAACAACAAGCCCCGCUGGGAGGCACCUGUCUUCCUGCUCUUCCUGGACUGUGUGGGCCAGAUCCUCAACCAGUUCCCGUGCUCGUUCCAGUUCAAUCAGAACUUCCUGGUUCUGCUUUUCGAACACGCCUACGCCUCCCAGUUUGGCACCUUCCUGGGCCACAGCGCCGCCGAGAGGGCUAAGCUGGCCCUGCCUGAAAAGACAGUGUCUCUGUGGUCGUGGGUGAACUGUCCCCAGGAGCUGGAGCGUCUGUCCAACCCCCUGUACGAGCCCAACAGCCUGGUGAUCUGGCCCUCAGUGGCCCCCCAGAGCCUGCAGCUGUGGGAGGGGGUGUUCCUGCGCUGGAACCGUUCGUCCAAGUGCCUGGAUGAGGCCUACGAUGAGAUGGUGCACAUCAUCGAGUACAACAAGGAGCUGCAGAGCAGAGUCAACAGCCUGCGCAGACAGCUGGCCCAGCUGGAGACUGAGGACCCUCUACUGCAGACACCCUAGAGGCAGGGGGGGGGGGAGCAGGGGGAGAAAGGGAGGGAGGGAGAGAAAAUGGAGACAGAGAGAUGGUGGAGGGGUUAGAGAGAGAGGGGAUGAGAAGGAGGCGGAGAAAGCGUCCUGUCAAUAAGGUUCACAAUGGUGGUCCUUAAAAAAAAGACAGUCCAGGGCAUGAAUUAAUAUUCACAGAUUGAGUUGUGCCAAAUGAAUUGAGGUUAUAUCAAGUCGAUAGGGGGAGAAUCAUCAGAAGAAACACAUCCAGUCACUAACUCCUCUAAAACAAACACCCACCAUCCCUCACAACAUGUAGGCCUACAUGCAUAAUGCAUUCUUCAGUACUCAAUACACACACACACACACACUCACACACUCACAGGCUCAACACAAUUAUUCAAUGCUAUACUUGUCCUAAAUGUUACUGCAGUACAUCACAUUACUACUAAACUCUUCAUCACACUACAGCACACACAUUACACUGCGUAACCAUGGCAAUGUAGACCAAGGUGCCAACAGAGCCCAUAAAUGCAUAGGAAUAUUAAUGAAUCCAACCCUCUCCCAGACACUGAGCAUACAGAACCCAAUGAAACACACGUACACACUGAAACAGUACAUGCUGUACAGGCCAACUGCCCCCACUGAGACACAUGUAUACAUACAGGCCAACUGCCCCCACUGAGACACAUGUAUACAUACAGGCCAACUGCCCCCACUGAGACACAUGUAUACAUACAGGCCAACUGCCCCCACUGAGACACAUGUAUACAUACAGGCCAACUGCCCCCACUGAGACACAGGAGUGAGUGUGGAGGUUAGGCGCUCCCACCCAGUUCUGCAUUAUGUAUUAGGUUGAAUAAUGCUAAACACUGAACGUAAGCAGAACAUGUGUAGGCCGAGUUCGAAAUAGGUUCAACCCAUGUGAUUUAAUCAACUGAAUACUGCUUUACUGCAUUUACUUUACUGAUAAGGGCCGGGUUUCCCAGAUUCGUUAAGAAGCUCUUAACACUCCGAGCUUCUUAGGAGCAUUCUAAACGUUCUUAGAACGCUCCUAAGAAGCUCUGAGCGUUAAGAGCUUCUUAACGACUCUGGGAAACCCGGCCAAGUUCUACCCAAGAAUGGUGUGAAAAUUGAGAAUUCAGCACAUAUGAGAGCAGAGCAAAGUGAGGGAGACAGUUACUGUAUGUGAUUCAGCUCAACAUGUUACGAUAACAGGCCAGACCGGAGCUCUAUGACACGUUAUAUAUGAGUGUUCUGAUGUUAUGGGUCAUAGGUUAUUGCUAACAGGAAUGGCAGGGCACUUAUUGGACAGUGUAUUUUGUGUUGUACUUUUACCACAACAUGCAGAAGUCCAUGCUUUUUAAUGUGAUGUAUUUUACACUUUUCUGAACAUUGUUUUCAAUACUGUCCCAUGUCUGUUCACAGUGGCCAAACUGUCUUUGUACUGAAUGUCAAAACUCAAUCAAUGUACAGCUUCAGUCUCGUCAGGAGACAAGAAAAUCUUUCUUUGCCCCCAAAGAAGUAAUCUCUGUGCUUUUCUAUUCCUGAUAUCAAACUUCUGUGCUGAUUGUGCCUCAUUCCUGAGGAAAAUAUGAAUAAUUCUGCACAGACUCUAGGUCUAUUGAUCUUCACUGUUCUUACUGUGUCUAAAGUACUAUCUCUUCUUUGUGUUGAAUAUGAUUUAUUAUCUUGUUUGCUUUGACCAAUGCUCCAUGUUUGAGCUGCACACUAUAUAACCGCUGUUGCAAGAGACAACAAAAUUCCAGUGUUGGUGUCUUCAGGAAUUGCACUGUCAUUAUGGGAAAAACCAUGUCACGCUGUAUGGCUAUAUUCUGUAUUACCUAAAUUCAGUCAGCUUGCAAAUGUGGGUUUUGUGUGUUGCUGCUGCCAGUUUUACUUUACUAGCCAAGUUUACUUUACCAACUGAUGCUGAUGAUGUAACAUUCUCAACUGGCCUAGCAAAUGUCUGGUAUUGUUUUUAUAAGGGAAAAUAGUGCAUAUAUUUUUACUCUACAGAAAUCCCUUCUAUAUUAUGUGAAUUUGUUCAACCUGCUUCCAAUAUCCUUACAGUAACAUUUCAUGUAAAUAUUUACACUUGCAUGUAUGAAUGGGGUUGACAUGGUAAGUUUAACAGAGGGUUCUGGGUGGUAUGGGAGAUAAACCAUUUCCACACAAUUUCUGCACUAUUUAAAUAUGUUAGAUAUUAGAAAAAUAUUCUAUUUUGGCACAGGUAUAGUCUCUGGGCUUUUAUUCCAUGUCACUCUGAUUGUAUUGUGCUUUCAGUGUCUUAAUCCGUGCAAUGAAUUUAGGAGAAAUUACAUGUACAUUUGUUUUAUUUUUUCUAUCAUUACUGUUAUGAGAAAAAAAUUGUUUUUGUAUUAACCUUCUGCAAAGAUCAUAAAUAAUGAUUUAUUAUGUUUUGUUCUGGGGGCAUUAAAAAAAAGUCUGUUCAAAA
Molecule: messenger RNA, 4182 nt
Organism: Hypomesus transpacificus
Lineage: Eukaryota; Metazoa; Chordata; Actinopteri; Osmeriformes; Osmeridae
Gene: mtmr9
Product: myotubularin related protein 9
Exons: 11
Coding region: 90-1739 (549 amino acids)
Biological process (GO): negative regulation of autophagy
Source: RefSeq, a predicted model, not a curated record